Acanthocheilonema viteae is the source of this 1329-nucleotide messenger RNA. The record is from the annotation of a GenBank genome assembly. NCBI's taxonomy places the organism in Eukaryota, Metazoa, Nematoda, Chromadorea, Rhabditida, Onchocercidae.
AUGGACCUAUGCCCACCGGAUUGGUUCGACUCGAACCUGAUAACAACACCAACAUCAAUUGAUUUAACUCAAAAUGGAGCUCGAAAUAAGAGAAAACGUGAAACGACGAGCCGAAAUGGUAUUGAUGAUUUGGAACAAUCGGAGGAGCAAUUCAAUCAGGUGUUAAAUAAUUACUUCCAUUUCUCGAAUCCGACCAGUACUACGUGGUUUCAACAAGAACAAAUGUUACCAUCAAACGCACAACUUUUACGACCAACUACUGAUCGCUCACAAGAGUUUACAGUUUCAAAUGAUGAAGUUAGCAGCACAACUCCGAAUAUGACAUUGUAUGCGAUACAAAAAUCUGCAUCAAUAAAUUCAGAAUCAACCACAAAACACAUUUGCGCAAUAUGCGGUGAUCGAGCAUCCGGGAAACACUAUGGAGUGUACAGUUGUGAAGGUUGUAAAGGAUUUUUCAAGAGAACAGUGCGCAAGGAUCUUAUCUAUUUAUGUCGAGAAAAUCGUAACUGUAUUAUCGAUAAGCGACAGAGGAACCGAUGUCAAUACUGUCGUUACCGCAAAUGUCAAAGUAUGGGAAUGAAGAGAGAAGCAGUGCAAGAAGAAAGGCAAAGUUCAAGAGCGGAUAUAACUAAAGUAUUGAGCAGUGGUGGACAACGACAUAUUACCACAAGUCAAAUGGAAGCAGAAAGUACAAGUACUUAUGGUAGUCUCGAAAUUCAACUUGAAAGAAUUGCUGCAGCUGAAGAAGCUUCCGAAGUACUUUUUAGUAGUAUUAAGAUAGAAUCAAACGAUAUUACUAGCUCUGAAUCAUUGGAAUGGCAAAUGAUACGAAUGGUUGAAUGGGCUUUGAUGUUGCCAUCAUUCAAUGAAAUUUUAGUGGAAGACCAAGCUCGAUUGAUAAAAUUUGGAUGGCAUGAACUGAUUCUUGCGGAUAUAGCUUAUCGUUCUACAAUAAAUAAAUUGUUAUUAUGGCCGGAACGUGUAAUGGAGAGGAAUGAUGCGGAAAUUCUUGGUUGCCGGAUCAUUUUUGAUCGAAUCAUCAAUGAACUCACUAUUCGGAUGAAGGAUUUGGAUGUGGAUCGAGUAGAAAUCGCUACCUUGCGAUGUGCUAUUCUUUAUAAUCCAAGUGUUAGCGGCUUGCGAAAUGUCUCAGUGGUGGAAUCAUUACGAGAUAAAAUAAUGGUAUGCUUGGAGGAUUAUUGUCGACAGCACCAUCCUGCACAAACUCAACGUUUUGCCAAAUUAUUAUUACGAAUGCCUGCAUUACGAUCUCUUAGCUUGCACUGUGCUGAAAAUAAUGGUUUCAUUAUUACUGCACCAACUAUUCAG